Molecule: messenger RNA, 4573 nt
Organism: Doryrhamphus excisus (bluestripe pipefish)
Lineage: Eukaryota; Metazoa; Chordata; Actinopteri; Syngnathiformes; Syngnathidae
Gene: osgin2
Product: oxidative stress induced growth inhibitor family member 2
Biological process (GO): negative regulation of cell growth
Molecular function (GO): growth factor activity
Source: RefSeq, a predicted model, not a curated record
AUGCGCAUGUUUGGGGGGGGGGUGGGGGGUAUCCACUCACCGGUUUUGCUCUCGCAUCUCUUACACGGAGAAGAGCUCCAUCCCUCGGCUCGGAUCACCAGCUGUAAGUGCGCGGAAUCCGUCGUGCGCAUCCCCUACAAGUCCUCCCACCAGCAUCAGCCUAUUUAUACGGCGCACUCGCACACACACGCCGCCGUGGGUCGUGAUCACAGGACGCGACGGGGAGGAAAGAAGAGACGCAAUCCACAAAGCGUGGCCCAGGCUCCAGCCAUGCCUCUUCUGGAAGAGACCGAUCAACACCCACAAGAGCACCCACCUACAGUUCCUGUCAUCAUCAUAGGUAAUGGACCAUCUGGUAUUUGUUUGUCGUACCUACUGAGUGGCAACAAGCCCUACCUAGACACGGCGACGGUCCACCCAAACCCGAUACUAUACAGAAAACUACAGGAGACCAAACACCUACCCAUUACUGAGCAGGAUCUGGAAUAUUUGAGCGAAGGUCUUGAGGGAAGGUCCACGAACCCCGUCGCCGUGCUGUUUGACACGUUACUCCACCCCAACGCCGACUUUGGGUACGAGUACCCACCCGUGCUCCAGUGGAGGAGGGACAAGCAGCAACACAUCCCGCAUCUGGUCUUAGGGAAGGCGACGCCCGGAGGAGCCUGGCAUGCUAUGGAAGGCUCCAUGCUCACAAUAAGUCUCGGCAUCUGGAUGGAACUCCCUGGCGUCAACUACCGGGACUUGAUCAGCGAAAAACGAAGGUACCGAAAAGAACCCGUAGCCUUUGUUUGGUGCCGCCUCUUUGCCCAUUGUCCCUCUCUUCUUCCAAGGGAUCCCACCAGCGACAGGGCCACCCCCGAGGAGAUCUCAUCCUAUUACCGAAACUACGUGACGUUACAAGGCCUCCAAAAUAAUUUUGUUGACAACACGUACGUGACAUCGGUCCAAAGACUCUGCCGUGCGCACAAGAUGGAAGGUCUGGAAAAUCUCGGAGGCGAAAGAGCGGAUGACGGUCAGGAUGAAAGCUUUGAGUCAAAUGGCGAUGGAGGAUCGGGGUCUCUCUGGGAGGUACGGGGAUACCAGCAGGUGCAGAACAACACCCAUGUCCCCUUCUCUCUGUUUGCUGAGAAUGUAGUUCUGGCCACAGGUGCAUCCGAUUCGCCGGUUCGAUUAAAUGUGGAAGGGGAGGACCUGCCCUUUGUGUUCCACAGCAUCGCAGACCUGGGCUUGGCUUUAAACCUGCGCAAGCUCGAUACAAACUCAGAUCCGGUAUUAGUCAUGGGCGCCGGUUUAAGCGCCGCAGACGCGGUUCUGUGCGCUUGCAACAGCAACAUCAGAGUGUUGCACGUCUUCAGGAAAAACGUAGACGACUCUGACCUCAUCUUCAAACAGCUGCCCAAGACUUUGUACCCAGAGUACCACAAAGUCUACAACAUGAUGUGCUCUCAGACCUACGCAACGGUUGCACCCUCGUCUGGUCCAAAUCAGACCAUGAGCAUUGCUUCUUCGGUGUGCGCCAAAAUGUGCCCCAAGACGCAGUUGACCGCGGCGAACAUGGCCGCUAACGCCGGCCUCUUUCCAGACUACACCAGUUUCCCCGGACACUGCGUGGUGUCCUUCCAGUCGGACAUGAAGUGUCUUCUGCAGGGGAACAAUUCCCUGAAGGCCUUCAAGAUAUCCAUGGCUCUGGUGCUGAUUGGAACCAACCCCAAUUUGUUUUUCUUGAAGGGGCAGGGCCAGUAUCUAGGCCUCGAUCCGACAAAGCCCAUCUCCUGCAAGCAGAACCCCAUCGACAUCCACCCCUACACCUUUGAGUGCACCAAGGAACCCGGUCUGUUCGCCAUGGGUCCGUUGGUGGGAGACAACUUUGUUCGCUUCUUGAAGGGCGGCGCCCUCGGCAUCGCUUCCUGCCUUCUGAAGAAACUGAAAAAGAAAGGGAAGCUCAUCGGCAACGGCGGGAAUAGCUUUAUUUGAACGGAUGAUAUUCUGGCGUUUUUACCACCAAAAAUACCCAAACUUCUAGAGAACUGCUUUAGCGUGUUUGACUUUCCAGAAAUGUAAGCUACUUAUGUGCCAACAUUUUCUACAUGUCCGUUAUUCAUGGAACCUCACAGUGAAUGGGAACGUGGGUUUUUUUUUUCAAUCAGGUAAUUCCAUCGAUUUCUGCAUUUCUUUGAAUCCAUCUAUGCUAGCAUACAGUACUGAACUCCCAAAAAAUGUUCUCUGAAAGAGUGAACACCAGGAAUAAACUUAAACUAGCAACGUCUAUCUUCCUUAGGACUCUGAGACAAUCCGUUUUUUGGAGUUGUAGAUGCUUCCUCAGUUAAGGUUGAAAAUAUUCUAUUUAUAUCUACUUCUAUGUAAUCUAUCGUUUUAGUCAGAGUGCAACCGAGAGGCUUUCUAUGCAAAUCAUUUCACAGGCAGGUUUGAAUGUACCCAACGUGCGACGUUGCUACCCACUUAAGUGUAGAUUUAUAUCUUUUAGUGACAGGAAUUUUGGUCAUUUCAAAGAAUUUUAGUAGCUUAAAUAUUUUUUUGUACUAAGAAAAUAACUGCAAAGCCACACUGAUGGGAAAAAAAAUCAAAAUUCUUUGGGAAAAAAAAAAUUGUCAUAGUAUUACAACUUUAUUUUUAACUGUAUUAUUACAAUUUUUAUUUUUAAUUUUGAGAUAAUUUUUUUUCAUGAAAUUCAACUUUUUUGUAGUAUAAUAACUUUUUUCUUGUAGCAUUAUGACUGUUUUGCUCCAAAUUUACUCUAGUCUAGUAAAAUUAUGUUUUUGGUCAUAAAAUCAAUUUUUUUUUCACCUCACAAAUAAACUUCAUUCUUGCAGAUGUACAACUAAUUUUAAUCAAAAUACUACACCUUUAUUACAAUAAAAUUCCAACCAUUUUAUUGUAGCAUUAUGACAUUACUCUCAAAAUAUUACAACAUUAUUGUCAUAAAUGUAACCUUAAUACAGUGCUUCUCAUAUAGUGGGGCUGGACCCCCCUGGGGGGGUCGCGAGAGGCUUUCAUUUCUAUGCAAAUUUUUUUUCCGUGUACAAUUGCAUUUUUCUUUACUUUAUUCUAGUUUUGCGGGAUGUUUUUAAUCAUUAAAAUAUGACAGCUUUAUUCUUAUACUUUUCUUCAUAGUAUUACGACAUUUCUAAAAAUAAGUUUUGAAACUUUUUUGUAGUCACAACUAUUUAAAAAAAAUCAAAAUUAAUUUUUUUCCCUCUUUUCUCUCAAACAAAGCAUAUUUUAGGCUCAUAAAUGUACUGCUUAUUUCUUAUAAAAUGACUUAAUUCUUAGUUUUUUUUUCCUUUUUAGUGUGGCCCUAACUUUGUAAAUAACGGCAGCAUUAAAUACACUUUUGCCUUUUGGUUGCCUCGUGUACAUGUACGCUUCUCACAAUGGAUGACCACAACCUGUGGGCCAAAUUUCCACAUAUUUCCACUAAUAGCAUGCAUGACAGCAAAAACAAGGGUCUUUUAUCUUAACUUUCAAGUCAUCUCAGGGCACUCGGAGCAGGUACAGCGUCAUCCCUCCAACAGUAACUACACCAAACAGCUCGGUUGCAAAGAACCAACGUGACGGUUGCCUUGUUCGUUAGCUUGUAUGCUGUGAAAACCGACACGGCGCACAAAACACGAGAAGAAAAGUGACGUGUGUAUUGCUCUGCUGUUUUUUUUUUUCACACGGCUCGUCAUUAAAUGCCAAUGUUUGAACACGUGCAAAAUAAGCUCACCUCAUUGAAAACACACCUGCGAUAUAAGCUUACAUUUUGUGUGCGUAGUUUUUUUUUUGGCUUAUUUAUUAUGACGGGUCACUGUUAGCCACAUUAGCGGUCAAUCAGGAAUUCCUGCUGUUUUUUUUUUUUCAGUGCUUCUUGGGCGGACUUGGAUACACGUACUGGUCACAUCAUUAGGAACACCUGCACCCUCCAUUGACAUUGAUAUUUAGCUUACCGCAUUCUCUAUUGGUGCAGGUGUACCUGAAGGUGUCGCCAUGUUUUGGCGAGGUGACUUCGUAGCAGACUAGCUUCAGUUUGUUUGUUUGGCUGUAAACACGGGUUGGGCAUUCGACUACAAGAUCAGUUCAGAGAAUUUUGUUCUGAACUCCUAUUUCCACGCAUAUCCAUCAUAUUGAGCCUUGCAAUAGCUUGGCGGAACCCGUUUGUGUCGGCAAGCGCUUGUAUUUUUGCAGCAGGUUUAAGAUAAGACUGCUAACAGCGCCCCUGCUGGUUGCAUGCAGUUAGUGCAUGCCAUAGAAAUGAAUUGAGGAAUAAAACGCCCAUCCCUAUGGUGGAGAAUAUUGCUCAGACGGCAGCGACACUUGAAUCCAUCGCCUCUCAUGCGCUUGCUAAAGCAGGUAAACAUUUGCUCUAAGGAUAAGCUGCUCUCGGCAUGUCAGGUUUUAACAUAAAAAUACUUUGUAAUGUUUUCUAUGCCAUGUUUUUUUUUAUUAUUAUUAUUAUUGACAAAUAAAACAAUGAGAAAGAAAACACGUGUUACAUUAUUUUCCGUCGGUGGCUUCAUAAAGUUCAUAGUUGGAUAAUCACAAUGUUUGACCUUAAGCGGGUGCAAACCUUGUA